Molecule: messenger RNA, 1892 nt
Organism: Folsomia candida
Lineage: Eukaryota; Metazoa; Arthropoda; Collembola; Entomobryomorpha; Isotomidae
Product: phospholipase A1
Exons: 7
Coding region: 353-1405 (350 amino acids)
Molecular function (GO): lipase activity
Source: RefSeq, a predicted model, not a curated record
GAUCGCACAACAACCUCUUCUUUUGUUGUAUUUGUACAUUCACUUGCUCGCUGUAUAUAUAAAGCCACAACUUUCUGCGUAUUUAACCAUUUCAACCUUUAUCACUGUUUUACAAGUGUGGUUGGUGGGGUGAUUGAUUGAGGAGGGUGGUUACUGGUUACAAGACUUAAAAUACUUGCCUUGAUAAGAUUCAGGUUUCAUUAAAGUAUCCGGGUUUACAGAACGGACAUUGAGAUAAGUGUGCAAGUUAAAAGUGGUCGAGUUGGUGUGAAGGAUUUCAGUUUUAAUUUGGAUGGUGUAGUUAAUUAAAUUUGAUUUCCUGUGAAGAAAUCAGUUCUGAUAUUUUUAAAUCAUGACCCUGUCAAAGUUUGACACAAAAGUGGAAUCCGAACUUAUCGACCUGACCGCUUGGAAGCUUCCAAUUCCUUGGGAAAUUGACAUUAUCGAGCCAGAAUUGCAUUUUUACGCCUCAGGCAAAGCUGACCCUGUUAAAGCGCCGUAUACUAAAGAUCCCGACCAACUUCUGGAAGAUCUGACCUCGGCCGGAUAUCUGGGGAAGAAAACGUCGAAAAUAAUCUUUAUCACGCACGGGUUCGAAAAUGACAUCACGACGGAAUGGCUGCCUCAGAUGAAGGAUGAGAUUUUCAAGGUGGACCCUGAAGCCCUCGUCGUUUUAUUGGGAUGGGGUGGUGGGGCGAAUAUUAAUGUACUCAAGUAUGCACAGGCUGCAGCGAAUACUCAAACUGUGGCGAAAUGGUUCCGAGAAUAUUUGAGUUCAAUUCGGACAAGUUUUUCGGAUGAUAUUUUCCUUUGGGGAAUCGGCCACAGCUUGGGGGCUCAUCUACUUGGUUUGGCAGGUCGUCAAUCGCAGGCUUUUAAUCGCAUAACAGGCCUUGACCCCGCUGGACCUUCCUUCGAAAAAGUAAACCAGGAGAAUAGACUUUGCAACACGGAUGCCAAAGUGGUAGAUGUCAUUCACACGGACGGAUAUGACACCGUAUUUGACCCUGGCGAUUGGUUCGCCCCUGUGAACCAUUACGGAACCCUCAUUCCUCUAGGAACAAUUGACUUUUAUCCUAAUUUUGGAUAUCGACAACCGGGGAUUUCUCAUUUCAAGAUUGCUGAAAGUCACCACAGAUCGAUCGACUUAUUCAUUUGGAGUAUUGGAAAUCCUGGAAGAUUUAUGACAAAUGCAGUCCUGGAUGGCAUACCUGCAUAUGAGAGCCCCGUUGAAAAGGUCAAGUAUGAUACGGAAACGGUUGACAUGGGAUUCCAUUUUGAUACGAACCACAAUGGAUUAUUUUACAUGGAGACUAAUGGCGCCGUUCCAUGGACGAAUGAAUUGAAAGAUGAUGAAUGUGUGGGCUGGGGAUGGCCGUUUAAGAGUGGGUGCGUCAUUUCGUGACAUGGUCGUACUUAUAUGAAAGUGCUUUUUUGCUGGCAUAAUUGCAUAUAUACUAUUAUGAAACUACAUAAGAGUGCCUGCCCUGUAAUGGCCGCAACCAUAUUAUGAACUUUCACUUCGUAAUUUUAAAACAUAAAGCUUUGUACUUUUUAUAUAAACCAAAGUGGAACUGAAUUUUAAAUCGUUAUAAAGUUAUAGUCUGCCAAAUCUAAAUUACUAUCAUACUCGAAAUUAUAAUGAUGCCUACAUCUAAUGUGACAAUGUCAGUACCGUGACAGCAUGAAAACUCGGAAUAUUUUAUUUAUUUAUGUGUAUGUACAUAGCUAUAAAGAUGAAAUCAUGUCUCCUCAAAUAAUUACUGUUUAUCUCGUGCCAGUCUCACUGAUUAUAAUGACAUGCAUAAUAUGCAAAACAAAAUGUACAUAUAUUAUAAACAAUUCAUCGCGUUCAAUGGAUUCAAAUAAAUAAAACUCUUUAAAUCUCAAAA